Ramularia collo-cygni is the source of this 771-nucleotide messenger RNA. Its product is annotated as related to chitosanase precursor. The transcript is spliced from 5 exons. Gene Ontology annotation, molecular function: chitosanase activity. Lineage: Eukaryota; Fungi; Ascomycota; Dothideomycetes; Mycosphaerellales; Mycosphaerellaceae. The record is from RefSeq and is a predicted model, not a curated record. The coding region runs from base 1 to 771 and encodes 256 amino acids.
AUGAAGGCUACAACAGCAUCUCUGGCCAUUGCCAUGAUGGCGACCGGUGCUCUGAGCAGAGACGUCCCACAAAAUAUUCGAAACUUCUACAACAAGAUCCACAGCGGCAAAUGUACCGGCGGCCAUGUUCUUCAGGACGGCUUUUACAGCCAGGAUGGUGGUCCCAAGACUUUUGCGUACUGCCAGGACAAUGAUAAUGGAGUGGUGUACAUUCAUGGAAAGACCACUGGCUUCGCCAACAUGGACAUUGACUGCGAUGGAGACCAGUCGGACCACGGAGAUGGACGAUGCGGAAAAUCCACCGACACCCAGAGCACCACCGCUUUCAAGGACCAGGUCCAGCAGUACUCCAAACAAACGGGCACCGAAGUGAGCGACGUGAACGCCAACUACAUUCCAUAUGUUGUGUUCGGAAAUGAAGGCAGCAAGAACGGCUACACAAACUUCAACCCACAGGACCAUGGUAUCCAGCCUUUGAGUGUCAUGGCAGUCGUCUGUGGUGACCAGCUCGUGUAUGGUGUAUGGGCCGACACCAACGGUGAUGAUGGUCCUCCUCUGGUGGGAGAGGCUAGUAUCUCGCUUGCGACUGCAUGCUACGGCAAAGGCAUCAAUGGCGGCGCCGGCCAUGACGAAAACGACGUGCUCUACAUCGCGUUCCCCGGUAGUGUUGCGGACACAGUCCACAAGCACGCGAAAUGGAAUGCGAAGAGCUUCGACGACUUCGAGACGUCGAUUGAAUCCACAGGCGACAAGCUCAUCCAGCGUAUCUAG